Fusarium coffeatum is the source of this 1299-nucleotide messenger RNA. RefSeq lists its product as uncharacterized. The transcript has a single exon. The record is from RefSeq and is a predicted model, not a curated record. Gene Ontology annotation, molecular function: protein binding. NCBI's taxonomy places the organism in Eukaryota, Fungi, Ascomycota, Sordariomycetes, Hypocreales, Nectriaceae. Bases 1 to 1299 code for a protein of 432 amino acids.
AUGCAACAAGACCUAACCUUCGCGGAAGUCGGCUCAGACUGGCCUGGAUGGAACCCAUCAGCAUUGAGUGGUUUCGAAUGGUGGACCCUCAUGGCACCUAAGAAACGACAACACAGGCCCAUUCCGCGCUAUCACGACAAAGUGUUUUCUCCUCCACAUUUGUGCAUUUGGAACAUAAAGUUUGACGCGUUCAAGCUGUUGUGCAACUCCCCGGAUGCUAUAUCAAUUGGAGUAACCGCGCCUCAGGUAACUCCGCGAGGCCAAAGUUGCAUUGAGCGGUUCCCGGCUGAACUGCUGGCCGCCAUCUUCAGUCUUCUCGAUCCUGAUGACUUCGUCGCUUUCGGUCUAUGCUCUCAGACGCUCUGGGGGCAUGCUAUGCAAUCUACAAAGAAAGGGUACCACCGAUGGAAGGAGACGUAUUCGUUGGCUGGUACUCCCGUUAUGUAUGUUGGCUCGCAUCUGAAAGUCUUACCACAAUUUGUGUACGAGGAGUACCCCGACUUGAUCCCGGAGGAAACGCCGCGGGAAAUACGUAAAGCGAGACGGAUGACAACUCGCACGACUGCCGCAUUCAACAAAGCAGUACUAGAGUUCGAUCAGACGCCCUUGGCCUACGAUGAUGCUCAUAGGGUAUCAUUCACCAAGCAUAUCGCCAAUGCUGACAUCCCCGCGAAUCUACACCCGAGUAUGAUAGCCUCCUUUCCUACCUUUAGCAUUGAAAAAGGAAGUAAAUGGCUGCUCCGUAACUUGACAAACAACGAGUUCAUCCGUAUGGAAGCUGUCAACACAACCACUGUGGCCCACAAUGGACACAGUUGGCUCACGUUGGAUAUCCUUUUAUACUGGCUCAUCUGCUGGCGCGGCAAUGGCGACCAACAAAUAUUAGAUUGGGAAAAUCUCGAAGGCUUCAUAGGCGCCACCAACAGGGCCAGGGACGGAACGUGGCGCGGUGCCUUGUACGAAUCGGCAUACAGUGCCUUCUGGCCAAUCUGGUCUGGAAAUUGGGCUGGGCAUAGUUUGGAAGUGGUUACAGACCGAGGUCUGGAACAGGGGUGGGUUGAUCGCACUCCGGCAUUUGGCCGGCUAGCUCCCAAGUUGUUACUUACCAUGUACACUUUUUCUCUGUCUGAAAGAGAUGUCAAGCCCAAGAGGUAUUGGGAGGAGGUAUUUGAGCAGCUUGGAGAUGUUGUUGAUGAAGUUACGGAAUAUGAACGGGAUGGAAAGAAGUGGACGGAGACGCAUAAGUUCAUUGUGUCGUUGCGGACGCAUGCUACUGCUUUGUGCGGUUGUGGGGGAUGA